Messenger RNA from Phyllostomus discolor (pale spear-nosed bat), 879 nucleotides. RefSeq names its product immunoglobulin lambda-1 light chain-like. The transcript is spliced from 3 exons. Gene Ontology annotation, biological process: immune response; immunoglobulin production. Lineage: Eukaryota; Metazoa; Chordata; Mammalia; Chiroptera; Phyllostomidae. Bases 82 to 879 code for a protein of 265 amino acids. The record is from RefSeq and is a predicted model, not a curated record.
AAGGGUCAGGCUGACAUAUAAGUCUGAAGACUCAGGCCUGGCUGUGGGGCUCAGGAAGCAGAGUCUGGGGGCGUCUCCACCAUGGACUGGGCUGCACUUCUCCUCAGUGUCCUGGCUCACUGCACAGGGUCUUGGGCCCAGUUUGUGCUGACUCAGCCUGGCUCUGUGUCUGGGUCUCUAGGGCAGAAGGCCACCAUCUCCUGCACCCGCAGCAGCGGCAACAUUGGGAGCAGCUAUGUGUACUGGUACCAACAGCGCCCAGGCAGGGGCCCCACCACUGUGAUCUAUGAUGAUAGCAACAGACCCUCUGGGGUUCCAGAUCGGUUCUCUGGCUCCAUAGACAGAUCCUCCAACACUGCCUCCCUGACCAUCUCGGGGCUGCAGCCUGAGGACGAGGCCGACUACUACUGUCAGUCUUACUACUCUAGUGGUGGUGUCUACAAUCACACAGUGCUGCAGACUCAGGGGGAAGUGAGACCAAAACCCCCAGAGCUUCCCCUCUGGGUCUGCACUCAGCCUGUCCCCACCAAGCAGGUGCCCUCUUCUGUCUCCUACUGGAAAGUCUGUGUAGAGAUUGCAGCAACAGCCAGACUCACCUGCACGCUCAGCAGUGGCUUCAAUGUUGGCAGCUACUACAUAAACUGGUUCCAGCAGAAUCCAGGGAGCCCUCCCCGGUAUCUCCUGGAGUAUAAAUCAGACUCAGAGAAGCACCAGGGCUCCGGGGUCCCCAGCCGCUUCUCUGGAUCCAAAGAUGCCUCGGCCAAUGCAGGACUCCUGUUCAUCUCGGGGCUGCAGCCUGAGGACGAGGCCGACUAUUACUGUGCUACAAAUCAUUGGAGUGGGAGCAGCUACAGUGACUCACAGUGGCUCACAUGCUGA